Sinocyclocheilus anshuiensis is the source of this 940-nucleotide messenger RNA. RefSeq lists its product as uncharacterized. The transcript has 6 exons. The annotation marks the transcript as partial. Lineage: Eukaryota; Metazoa; Chordata; Actinopteri; Cypriniformes; Cyprinidae. The record is from RefSeq and is a predicted model, not a curated record.
GCAGAGUUAGCUGAUGAGCCAUCAUCUGAGGAGAGCUCUGGAGAGUACUUUCAGAGCACUGAGGGACCGAGGUGGACCUCUUCAGUGAGGGUGGAGAUGGUCAAAAAAGGCCUGUAUGAAAAGCACUCAAUUUGCCACCCCCUUCUUAAGGGAUUUAAUGAGUACCUACAUGCAGACUUGGGGAACAAGAACAGCAAACAAGAGGUGGAUGCCGUGUCCAGGUUCAUGUACUACGUGGACCCCAGCGAGCCCAACCUAAGGUUUGUACGGGAGGUGGAGAAAGUACGAGAGUACUUCAAUGUUUUAACAAACACCAAGCUCUCAAAACAGACCGUGCUGAACUACUGGAAGAGUCUCAAGAGGUUCAUGAAAUACAUCAUCACAUCUACGGGCAUGCGCUUUAAAGAUCCCGUUCUUUAUGAGGAUUGUAAGAGCUUCAUGGAUCCUCUGGAUGGCAUACACUCUGGUAUGUCCAAAAAAGUCAACAAGGAGGUCACACAAAAAAGGCUCCUCGGUUAUGGGAAAGACCUCCUGCCAAGUGACUGCCUGGUAGUUUUGGAUGCCGCCUUUAAAGAUUUCCUGGCGGUCAUGGUAAAACUGCAGGGUCCAGGAGCAGUCACAGGGGACAGCCUUACAAAAAAUGAACGUUUGCUCGUCCUCUACUACCUUGAGGCCAUAAUUAUGCUGAAGCUACUUCAGCGGCCCGGAGUCGUCACAAACAUGACCGUUGAGGAAUGGCUGGGUAGAAGCCGCAGAGAGAACGGAGUUUCUGUUGCGGUGAAGGAGCAUAAAACGGCUACAUCACAAGUUGCAGAAGUACCUUUGUCGGACGAGCAAGAACUUGUGAGUUUAUAUUCAAAAUUACACCAUAACAGCAAAUUAAACAUGGUGUGGGAAAGUCAUACAAGACAACAGGGCCAUGAUUUUAUUUUUGUUGUUU